This is a messenger RNA of Fusarium keratoplasticum, 1608 nucleotides long. RefSeq lists its product as uncharacterized. The record is from RefSeq and is a predicted model, not a curated record. The transcript is spliced from 2 exons. NCBI's taxonomy places the organism in Eukaryota, Fungi, Ascomycota, Sordariomycetes, Hypocreales, Nectriaceae. The coding region runs from base 1 to 1608 and encodes 535 amino acids.
AUGGACGCGACUCCGUCUUCGCCCCUCGCAAAGCUCCAACGCCUGGGCCUGCUGUCUCUGGCGGCGCUCUCUCUCGGCGGCGUAGUGCUCGUGCUCUUCUCUCUCAAUACGAUCAUUAAUUUCGGUGGACACCAGCGCGACUUCGCCUCGGACCCCUGGCAGGCCAACUUCCGCAUCGGCAGCGCCCUCAGCGUGCAGACUUGGGUCGCGUUGCUCGGUAUUUGCUUCGGUGCCAUCUCCUACGGCACAGGUGAGGCAUACACCCACUUCUUCGACUGGUGGUGUUCCCGACAAGCCACGGCACAACAAGGCCUCGACUACGCUCGCUACCUGAACUCCCAGCUCAGGGCCCCGACCAACAUCGGCUUUCGCGGGUUCCCGCGCCUCGUCUUCGGGCGGUACGCUGUCGCACUGCUUACCGUCAUCACGUCGAUAGGAUACAAGUUUGGCGUCUCGGAGGUGUCCAUCUCGACCCUCAUGGCCCUUGUGCCCGAGGACAUCGUUCUGCGUCUCCCUCCGGUCGAUGGGUUCCAGAACGGCACCCUCAGCCCCGGUUCAGCCUUUCACCACAUGAUCCUCGGCAACCAGACCGCGAUCCCCAAGGGAAUUUUCAUGGUCGGCUGGCCUGACUGUGGCGACACACUUGGGACCGGCGACGAGGGAGAGCUUGUGACUAAGGAGAUCAUCAUGACCGGGGCGUGGCGGCCGAACAAGCCCGAAGACCGAUUCUACAUGUCGACGACCGAAAAUAGGAACUGGACGCGGAUCAAGGCGACAAACAAAGAGUGGCUUCCCUCGACCACGAACGACAGCGCGCAGGCCACUAUCGAGUAUCGCCUCUUGCGGAACGGGAUGAUGGAGAUACAAUGGGCAGAUCUCGCAACCUCCGAGGCGAGAUCAGAAGGGGAGGUGCUCGUGGAACAGCGAAGCAUGUGGGAGCUGAACUACCUUGUCGUCGAGGUGCAGAGGCGCGUGUCCAGCCCGGGCUGCGGAUUCUUGAACGAUACCGGAACAGGCGGCGUCACGGUGCUCAAGUGGGACGAAACGCCGGUGAGUGCUGAGGUCGUCUUUGACAGUAUGCCUGAGUUCCAGUACUGGGUCAACGCGAUGCUGUCUUCGUCAGGGACGACGCCGCAGCAGGGCGUCAGCGCCUUUGUGAGGGGUGCCAUGGCGGCGUGGGCAUCCCAGGCUGGUGACACGGAUCUGCUCGCCCAUCUGAAGUGGUCUGCCCGACCGUUCGGGCAAGAGGAGAGGAUUGGUACCGUGCGUAUCGACGAACUCGACCGUGAUAAUUUGGAGUAUCCCUUCUUCGUAGGUUCCCGCCGGGGGACGGGCUUGUAUAAGGUUGCCGCCAUCGUCUUCCUCGUGAUCGGUAUCGCAGCCGUCGCCACCUGUGGUAUCAGGAUCUGGGUCGGCGCUCCUAAGGUGACGUCCUGGAUGGGACAGCAUUUCUAUCUCUCACAAGCCGGAAUAAUCCAGGCUGGCCAAGAGGUCGAGAAGUUAGCCACGGGAUAUGAGGUGGCACCCGACAACGUGGGCUCCCUGCACGUGGGUGAUAGCCGACAGCCAUUGUUAUCAAGUAUAGUUGAGUUACGUCCAGAGAAGUAG